This is a messenger RNA of Limanda limanda (common dab), 2280 nucleotides long. It is a transcript of the gene sim1a, whose product is annotated as SIM bHLH transcription factor 1a. Gene Ontology annotation, molecular function: DNA-binding transcription factor activity, RNA polymerase II-specific; protein dimerization activity; RNA polymerase II transcription regulatory region sequence-specific DNA binding. The transcript has 11 exons. The record is from RefSeq and is a predicted model, not a curated record. Gene Ontology annotation, biological process: regulation of transcription by RNA polymerase II. Bases 1 to 2280 code for a protein of 759 amino acids. NCBI's taxonomy places the organism in Eukaryota, Metazoa, Chordata, Actinopteri, Pleuronectiformes, Pleuronectidae.
AUGAAGGAGAAAUCUAAAAAUGCCGCCCGGACCCGACGGGAAAAGGAGAAUAGUGAAUUUUAUGAACUGGCCAAACUGUUGCCGCUGCCCUCCGCCAUCACCUCCCAGCUGGAUAAAGCGUCCAUCAUCCGGCUGACCACCAGCUACCUGAAGAUGAGGAUAGUCUUUCCUGAAGGCCUCGGGGAGUCGUGGGGCCACGUGAGUCGCAGCAGUCUGCAGGGAGUCACCCAGGAAUUAGGCUCCCAUCUCUUACAGACAUUAGACGGCUUCAUUUUCGUGGUCGCUCCAGACGGGAAAAUAAUGUACAUAUCAGAAACAGCAUCAGUCCACUUGGGCCUGUCGCAGGUAGAGUUAACAGGAAACAGCAUUUACGAAUACAUCCAUCCAGCAGACCAUGAUGAAAUGACAGCCGUCCUCACAGCCCACCAGCCUUACCAUUCACACUUUGUCCAAGAAUAUGAGAUGGAGCGCUCGUUCUUUCUGAGAAUGAAAUGUGUCCUUGCUAAAAGAAAUGCUGGUCUCACAUGUGGAGGCUACAAGGUGAUCCACUGUAGUGGCUACCUGAAGAUCCGUCAGUACAGCCUGGACAUGUCUCCGUUUGACGGCUGCUAUCAGAACGUUGGGCUGGUGGCGGUCGGUCACUCGCUGCCACCAAGCGCUGUCACUGAGAUCAAACUGCACAGCAACAUGUUCAUGUUUAGAGCGAGCCUGGACAUGAAGCUCAUCUUCCUCGACUCACGGGUUGCAGAGCUGACUGGCUACGAGCCUCAGGAUCUAAUAGAGAAGACGCUCUAUCAUCACGUCCACAGCUGUGACUCCUUCCACCUGCGCUGUGCUCAUCACUUGUUGCUGGUGAAAGGUCAGGUUACCACUAAGUAUUACCGCUUCUUGGCCAAGCAAGGUGGCUGGGUCUGGGUUCAGAGUUAUGCAACCAUUGUGCACAAUAGCCGCUCGUCCCGACCUCACUGCAUCGUCAGUGUCAACUAUGUUCUCACGGAGACUGAGUAUAAAGGCCUCCAGCUGUCUAUGGACCAGGCUGCGUCCAAGGCGUCCUUCCCCUACAGCAGCAGCAGCAGCGCGGCCAGCAGCCUCACGGACAGCUGCAGGACGCCCAAGAGCAAAGUGGCCCGGCACAAGACCAAAGCCAGACUGUCCCCAUACACACAGUAUCCCAGUUUCCAGACGGAGCGCUCAGAGUCGGACCAGGACAGUCCGUGGGGCAGCAGCCCCCUCACCGACUCCGCCUCCCCUCAGCUGCUGGAGCAGAGUGAAGGUCUGGACGCCUCCUGUGUGUACAGGCAGUUCGCCGAUCCUCGCACGCUUUGCUACAGCCCGUCCGAAGAACAGCGCCACGCACACCUCAACACACAUGGUCAAGGCCAGCGUUGUGAGCAGGCCCGAUGUGAGGCCGGGCGCUACUUUCUUGGAGCUCCUCCGCCCAGCAGCAACGUGCUGUGGGGCUCCAGCAGGUCCAUUCUACCGCUGAGCAAGAGCUCCCUGGAGAACCACGAUGGAUAUGACAGCAGCAUGCCACACAUCACAGCCAUCCACAGCUACAAUGGCCAGGGCCACUGGGAGGAGGACAGUGUGGUCAGCUCUCCAGACGCAGGCUCAGCCAGUGACUCAGGGGAUCGCUACCGAGCCGACCACUACCACUGCAGCCCACAGGAGCCCAGCAAGAUCGAGACGCUGAUCCGAGCCACGCAGCAGAUGAUCAAGGACGAAGAGAGUCGGCUUCAGCUGAGCAAGGGUCCUCCAGAUCCCCCACUGGGACCAGCCAAUGGACUGCCCAAGGGCACUGGUCCGUGCUUCACACCCGAGUACCCUCAGGGGCCCCUGCCUCUACAGUCAGUGGUGUGUCGAGGGCUGAGUCAGGCGAUCAGCCCGGCAAAUAGCCCCGCCCCUCUGUCCAGGCUCAGCAGUCCAGGAUCGGAGCGCCUCCACAAGCCUAAAGACUACCUCCAGACAGACCUGCCCCCCCUUUCUUUGCCAUUACAUCACCCGCUGAGUCGCCCGGGCCCCUGCUCAGCUUCUCCCACCCUGGCCCCGGCCCUCUACCCCUCCCACGCCCACCCGCGGCCCUAUUUGGACAAGCAUACAGCCUACUCGCUGACAGGAUAUGCUCUGGAGCACCUCUAUGACCCGGAGAGCCUCCGGGGCUAUUGCACCUCCGCCAGCUCUGGCCCCACCCAUUACGAUAUGACCCCGCACCUCCGCAUACCGGCAGAGCAGACGCCCGGACACAAAGGCACCUCUGUCAUUAUCACCAACAGCAGCUAA